Molecule: messenger RNA, 804 nt
Organism: Penicillium maclennaniae
Lineage: Eukaryota; Fungi; Ascomycota; Eurotiomycetes; Eurotiales; Aspergillaceae
Exons: 4
Coding region: 1-804 (267 amino acids)
Cellular component (GO): nucleus; cytoplasm
Source: RefSeq, a predicted model, not a curated record
AUGCAUUACCUGUGUCUUCACGGCGCCAUCGGCAACAUUGAUAAUAUCAGUAUCCAGCUGGGUAAGGUCGACCCCAAGUCGAUUUCGCAUCUCCUGCUUUUCUCAAUUAACGGUCUUGUUUCAGCGCCGCUCCAGAAGGAACUGGACUCCGACAAUAUCAAGUUCAAUUACAUCAACGGACCGGUGCAGAUAACCCCUCCCCCAGGUUUCGAGGAAUACUUCGGCGUCGGCCCACACUACCGAUGGACAGAUGACGGUGGCGCUGCCGAGGAUUCCCUGAUCAGCCGAGUCCGUCAGAUCCCCGUUGGUGACAAUUCUGAGGAUAUCAUGCGAGACUUGGUCGGCGAUCGAGAGAUCGUCUGGCUCAAUUACCAACAGGUCCUGGAUUAUCUCUACGAUACUCUAGAGAGAGACCCUGAGAUCAGCGGCAUUAUUGGCUACAGUGAGGGCGCUGGAAUAGCAGGCUCGUUUAUUCUGGAUGAGCAGCGACGAGAGAAGGAAGAAGGCCGCCCUCGUCGGAUCAAAUCCGCCAUGUUUGUGACUGGGUGGCCUCCAGUCGUCCCAGGCCGGGGUCUCAUUCUUGCCGACGAACAGGAAGACAUGCUUGACGUUCCCAGUCUCCACGUUAUUGGAGCGAAUGAUCCUUUCCGUCACGGUGCUUUCGCCUUAUACAAUAUUUGCGACCCCGAUACCGCGGUCUUCUUCGAUACCGGCAAAGGACACACCAUCCCACGAUCCGGCAAAGUAAUUACCGAGCUCGGAGAUGCGGUCCGGCAAUUAGUUGCGCAGGCGGAUGACGAUUAG